GGAAGAUGCAACAAAAAUAAAACACCCCGUUCCAAAAUCUAAAAGAGAAUCGUACUAGUUAACUUCCCUCAAUCAACACCGCCACCAGCCAGCCCUCCUUACCCCACCCUUUCCCCCAACCAAAACCAAAGCUACUUCCCACCACUAAACCAUCCCCACAACCCUUCCUUUUCCUUCUUCCGUCUCUUCUCCUCUUCCUUUUUCCCCUUCCACCACCACCCGGCCACCGUGCCAGCUGCAUAGCCACCCAAAUGACUCCAAUGAUCCAUCACGGGCAUCCGCAGCCGAAACGGCAACACCACCAAUGACGCAAUUUCGAUAAACACGAUGACACUCAGGAAUGUCGAGCCCUUGGCGGAGAAGGUCUCUUGCCAGGAUUGCGGGAGGAGGGCAAUGGUUAGUUUGUCGCUAUUUUAUGGGAGGGGUUAAUGUUAGCGGUAGAUCAAAUUGUAAAGGGAAUGGAGAGAGGGGAGGACGAACUUUGCAUGUAUCAUGCACCAGGCGGCGACGAGGCCGGCAAUGGCGCCUGAGGCGCCGAGGGAGGUUACGGUUAGUUUAUUUUGGAGGACGUGGGCGGUUAGGGAGGUUAGGGAGGCGAUGACGCCGGCAGAGAAAUAGAGGGAGAGGAAGUCGGCGCGGCCGAGUUCUUCGUGGACUAUUUUUGAAGGUUUGUUAGAGCCAGCGUUUCCUUUUAAAAUUUACUAGACUUUGGGAGUUGAAUUAAAGGAAAGGUGGGAGGUAAUAGGAUAUGAAUAAUAGAGAAUCAUUGGCAAUAAAGGUAAAACGUCACUUACGUCUUGUCCCGAUGAACCACAAAAUCAACAUAUUGGCACCUAGAUGUCGGAAUUGUUGGUGGCUGAAUAUGCUGCCGACAAUGCUAAUUGAGUACGGAUACAACGGCACGCUGAUGAAAUAUCGAUUCAACAUUCUCCAGGCGGGCGGGACGGCUCGCCACAUGGCAAAGAUGAGGACGUUUGCCCCAAUGAGACCGAUCACGGUUGCUGCGGCGGGGGGUGUAUUGGGCAUCAGGCGCUCCUGACGAGGUGCUGGCUCAUAAUUUUCGGCGAGGACACAGCAGAGGCCUAUGGUAAGGAGUGUUAUACAGAGAGAGGGGAGGAUUCGGCUGGCCUGACAUACCUUCGAGAGUUUUGAGGUAUCCAAAUCCUUUGCUGUUGCCCGAAGAUGAUGUUUCUGCACCCAAGCCAACGCAGGACGGACAUCCGGAUCCGCACGAGGUUUAGCUAGAAGGGGGGUACCGGUUAGAAAAAGCCCAGCAAAACCAUCACGGCAGAUAAAAAUUAAAUGUGGAAUGUGCAGAAUAUAGAAAUACCUUCCAUAACAGCGGCUUCCUCGAACUUCCGCAACUCCAUAUUUUUCUGAAUGCUCCGCUUCAACUUUUCCCGAUCCUUCGCCUCGCCUUCCAGCCACUCGCGUCUCCGCCGUUCAUCAUCCAACUUAUUCUUUCGCUCGUUCGCCUCCCUCGUUUCCUGCAGGAUACUUUUGCCAUAAACAUCCCCUUCCUUCUCUAUGGGUUUAUCGAACUUCCCACUCUGCGGUUUAUACAGGCCAAGCGCUUGACCACGCUUGAUCAGCUUCUGCUCCUCUGCAAUUUCUUCUCGUUCAAUACGCUUUAGAAUCGCAGCAUCUUCGUCCACGGGGUAUCUUUUCCGCAGCCAUUCUAGUCCUGCUAUUAUCGUAUCCUCCGCCACAACAUUCUUUAUAUCAGCGGGGAGAUCGACAUCGAUGGUACCGGAGAUACGACGUGCUUGGAGUAUUCGUAGCAUUCUGUUGCCCAGCGGUACUGAGAUCUGCGACUCUGAACCAAAUAUUUGGUAGAGCUCCAGAGCAGAGAGAUCGCGGGCUCUGAACCGAGCGCCAUCUUCGCGUCUCUUGAGGGGCGGAGGAGAUCGGGGUGCUCUGGCGGCGAAGGUAGCGGAAGAGGAGAAUGUGCGGGACGGAAAGGAGAUUCGACGGGAAUGACACGAUUGGAAUAUGCCUGUAGGUUUAGUUGGAGAUAGUAUAUUCUGGAAGGGAUUGGAAAUAUUCUGCAGGCUACUCAUAGAGCGGGUUGCAAAAUUCCGGCCGUCAGGCCAUAUCAUCUGGAGAAGGGCGAGGGGAGCUGCUUGGGGAGAUGGCGAGGAGCGAAUGCCCAUGCACGGUCUUCGCCAUGCCACCGAGAAAACAUUGUUCAUCUCCCACAGCUCAAGAGAGAUCUCAUCUGGCUACAGAAACGGCUUUCAAUAUCGUGAGUUGUAAUUGUAGGAGUCUGAAUUUUUUGGCGGGAGAACUUUAGCGCGGAAAUGCGGCUCCACCGGCGCCUAUGUGCCGCUUAUUAAGCGCGAUUAGCGCCAGGUUUGCCUUUGAUAUGAUGUUCAAUUAUAGCACCAAAAGGGCAAAAUAUCAUAGCUACGCCGACAUUGUUAUGCUUAUUUAUGCAUAACUAGCUAUUAAUUGGAUCUCAUGGCUAAUUACAUUGUAUUAGAACCUGAGGUGGAGCUUCUUACACAAUUUUCACAACUUGCACUGGUGUUGAGCCUCAAAAACGUCUUAUGUCAUCCCGCCUUCUACAUAGCUUACUUCCAAAUAUCAACAACCUCACACCUCUCUUCUUUAUCUUGAAAACACAGUUUUGCUUCACCCUUAAGGCUGUUGGGCCCAUUAAGCUUACUUGAGUUGGUUUGAUACUGAGUUUUACUUCCAGUUUCCCUUACCUGCCCCUCCAUUCAGUCUGAAAUUACCCCUCAAUAGCAAGCUAUCCACCCCACCUCAAAUCCAAGCGUCUUCAUUCUAUUCCUAUAGUUACGACCCCGACCAUCACCACAGGACAAAACAAAAUCAAUUUCUAAAACAAUGUCCGCCGCCUCCACCCCGAUAACCCCACAAGCCUUCGCCGAAGCGCUAAAAUCCCUUCCCCUCUCUUCCCUCUACGCCAAAGGCUCCGAGCUUCGCAACUCCAUCGCCCACCUCCAGCGCUCAAACGAUGAGUUGGCCCGGUACAUAGCGGAAGAGUCACCGGACGGCCACGAUAAGGACUGCGAAGAUGCCAUUAAGGAGAAUGAGGUGGUUAUUGUUCGUAUGCAGGAGAGAAUUGAUCUUUUGAAGGUUGAAGUGGAGCGUAGGGGGAAGAGAUGGAGUGAGGAGAUGGAGAUGGACAUAGACAUAGACGGGGACGGGGAUAUGAAUGGUGGGGCUGAAGGGGAUGUGGGCGUGGGCGUUGGGGUUGCUGACAGCGGGCCUACGGGAACGGGAACGGGAACGGAAACGGAAACGGAAACGGGGAGUGGGAUAAAUGCCGGUAACAAUAUCCUAAAUGGAGAUGCCCAAACAACGACGGGGCAACAUGCUCAGCCCCUCAGUAAUCAAAAUAAUAGCGCUGCUAGCGCGGGGCGGAAUGGUUCUGGUGGUGAUGAUGAGAUGCAGGGAAGUGAGGCUGGUGUGUAUUUAUGAGCUACGUUGCUCAUCAUUUCAUCGUUAUAUUGCUGUCGAUUGGAUGUCUCGGCCCACUUCGCCUUUCCCUUGUUUUUAGGGUCAAUAUCGAUAACAUGGCCGAGACAUGUUACGGGGUUUGAUAUUCUAUUAUUCGCCGUCGAUUCCCGAUGUGUCGCUUUUGGCCCCCUAUUUAUUUGUCAACUAUCCUGCCGAGGAAAUACGGACCCUGGCUCUGUGGCUGCCUGGCCUUAUGAGGCGUCUGAAACAUGCCUUCAGCCAUCAGCCCUAUUUGAGAACGGGGUGCCAGGAAGGUUGAACGAAGAGUUGGGUUGGAGGGUCAGGGGAGUUGUGUGAUGUCGCUUCGCUUUCGCAAGGAAGUGUGCUUUAGGGUUUGGUUUAUCGGAAAGUUAUAAUAGCCUGGUAGGGCGAGGAAAUGUAUCCGGGGCUAGCAGAAAGUGAAGAACAGGAUCUACCCAUGCCACCUAUUUAUUUAUACUUAAAGAAACGGCCGGACUGCGUAAUGUUUCCGUCGGGACAACGAAAUGAGCCGGAAGCCGCAGUGACUUAAAAAGGCUUGUAGAAAGCUUAAACUUAAUACAUUGAGAAGCCUUGAGACAUUAAAAAGAAAACAACCGUUGCAGGGUUUAUUGCAGGAUUUUGGUUGAAUGUAACUAAGUCAGUGAUUGCCGUCCUCGCCGAAGCGCAGCUCCCUCGAAAACAAUUGUUUAAUUUUAAAUUGCCCGCUAGCUACCUGAGAAAUUGAUUGGCUGGUUGCUGGAGACAUGCAAAAUCAAUAUUUAUGCGAAGAAAAAGCGAGCAGGGCAGUUUCAAAAUGAGACUUUAAAAUGGAGGGAGAAACGGAAAAAUGGGAAUCAAAGUGUAAAAAAGAAAAUCCAUGCAGACAUAUGCCCGUUCCCGAAGAACAAAAUGAAAUAACAAACGAAAAGAAACAAGGCCCAAUAAACAUAAGAUAUCUGGGUCGAGGGCUUCAAUAGCUUUAAAAAAAAUCGCCAAUAAGAAUAAUGAAACGGGAUAUGCCCAGUUUGGCCUUCUCUCCCCUGAGUGACAAAUAUGAUUAACGCCCUUGACUUUAUGAUAUGCGUCUCCAUUCC
Messenger RNA from Blastomyces gilchristii SLH14081, 4541 nucleotides. RefSeq lists its product as uncharacterized. The record is from RefSeq and is a predicted model, not a curated record. The coding region runs from base 2851 to 3447 and encodes 198 amino acids. Lineage: Eukaryota; Fungi; Ascomycota; Eurotiomycetes; Onygenales; Ajellomycetaceae. The transcript is spliced from 2 exons. Gene Ontology annotation, biological process: proteasome regulatory particle assembly. Gene Ontology annotation, molecular function: protein-macromolecule adaptor activity.